AUUUUCAGGCACACUGAAGGAAUGCACAUUUAUGAUUGCUUCCAGCAUUUACCAUUCGCGUUCGAACAAGUUGCAACAGUGUUCUGGCAUCGAUAUCCGAAUAAAACCGCGAAGCACGUCAUAAGCGAAGAUUUCAUUGAAGUUGCCGUAGAUGGUGAUCAGAUAAGGACGAAAAAAUUGAUACUGAAGCAAACAGGAACAUUUUUGAAAACAGUUCCAAGAUGGAUGUCACGUUUGACUAACGUCAGGGUAGUUCCAACAAUUGAGGAAAGCAUAUUCGACCGAGGCAGGAGGACAUUAGUGACUUACACUAGAAAUAUCACGAUGUUAUCCAUCUGUAAAAUUCAUGAACGCUGUAUUUACAAACCGAAUUUCAAAAACGGCAUGCCGGAAACGAUUGUGGAACGUGGUGGUUUAGUGUCGACUUCAUUUGGAAAGCUGAAUUCAGUAAUUGAGCAUAUUUUAAUGGCAAAUUUCAAAAAGAAUAUGAAGAAAACAGUAAUCGUCUAUACGGAAAAAUUGACGAAAAGGUUUGGUGAACCAGCACUGGCCAACCAUAGAACGAAUGAGCCGUAUCUUGUGAGGCAAAAGAUUAGUCGUUGUAAUUUUUCCACACAGGACUGA
Messenger RNA from Loa loa (African eye worm), 624 nucleotides. RefSeq lists its product as hypothetical. Gene Ontology annotation, cellular component: mitochondrial intermembrane space. NCBI's taxonomy places the organism in Eukaryota, Metazoa, Nematoda, Chromadorea, Rhabditida, Onchocercidae. Gene Ontology annotation, biological process: phospholipid transport. The record is from RefSeq and is a predicted model, not a curated record. The coding region runs from base 22 to 624 and encodes 200 amino acids. The transcript has 5 exons. Gene Ontology annotation, molecular function: phosphatidic acid transfer activity.